Messenger RNA from Cercospora beticola, 3093 nucleotides. Its product is annotated as glucan endo-1,3-beta-D-glucosidase. Gene Ontology annotation, cellular component: cell surface. Gene Ontology annotation, molecular function: glucan endo-1,3-beta-D-glucosidase activity; endo-1,3(4)-beta-glucanase activity. The record is from RefSeq and is a predicted model, not a curated record. Lineage: Eukaryota; Fungi; Ascomycota; Dothideomycetes; Mycosphaerellales; Mycosphaerellaceae.
AUGUCCGGUAUUUGUGACCCACUGAAGCCUGCCCAAGGGUCGCCACUACUGGCACGCGAUGUCCCUGAUGUGGUCACCAUCACCAGUACCUGUUCUGAAGACAGAACCCGUCCCAAGGCCUCGCACGAGUUUCGCUUCCAAGGACAUCCGAAACCAGGUGGCGCAAUCAUCUAUCAGAUAGGCGAUGGACAAAUUCAAGCACCCGGACCUGGGCAUGCUUUUCCACCGACUCACUUUGUUACCACUACAAGGCAACCUAGCAUUCCGACAAGCAGCUCCAGUAUUGUGGCGCGUGAUGCUACCACGAACUCGACCACAUCUGUGUCCAGCACUCAGAUAUCCCACGAGACAACCGGCUCCUUCUCAACCAGUGUCUCGGACGUCUCUCUGACAAGACUCACCACAUCUGCCGUCCAGAGUGCUACGCUGCCGGGUCCCACAAGCACGUCGGGCAGCAUCAACAGCGUCCUCCAGACAUCUUUACAGCCUUCUGCUCCGCCAUUUCCUACGUCGAUCGGGUCGAGUGAUAUCUCGAUUGUCAAUCCGUCUACACUACCUAGUCCUUCGUCGACAUCAGUCGUGGGAACGUUGUCUGCCAGUGACAUCUUCCGACCUAUCGGUACUGGUGCUCCUCUUGUCCCCGACGCACCUAAAGAUCACCCCUGUCCGAGGAUCGGCAUUCAGCCGCAAAGUCGCAGACUGCAGACGAACAAAUUCUACUCUGCCCUAUUCUUGAACGAACAAAAGUCGCCUGUUUUCACUUUCCCCUACUCUGUUCAGUGGGCAAAGGGCGACGGUCAGCUGCAGAGUUGGGGCUUUGUGGUCUCCCAUACCGAGCCAGAGCAGUGGGCGAGAGCUGAUGGCCAACCGGGAAAGGAUGCUGGGCAGUGGGCAUUCUUCGGAGCUCCAGUGGGAGUGGAGUAUAUCAUCCUCUCAGCUAGCGAGCUUGUGGUCAACAGUGCAAACAUGACUCCAGGCCUUACUACCGACACGCUUGAGUGGGGAUCGGUCAAGGCCAAUCUGUUCCCGCCAGAGUGGAUGACGCCUGUCAUGACACUUCCGCUGCUGCAGGGCUCAGCCUACAUCACUGCAGAAUAUCACUGGGGCAAGCCUCUGAUCCAAUCAAGCGUCGGCUUCAAGAACCUCACCUUCGCCGGAGCGCUGCCGAACAAUCUUACGCACAAGUAUGUGGCCUAUCUGCACAACAAUCACAAGUGGCUCAUCUACAUCACUCCCCUCGACUCAUCGUAUGAGGUCAACCGCUUUGAUCUGGACGGAAGGGGAAGCUCCAUCAAUGGGCCAUCGCUUUUCAACGGUGUCAUUCAAGUCGCCAAAGUCCCGCGAGCAGAUGGCGCUGCAACGUUGAACGUGCGAGACAAUGCAAGUCCGGAGACAGACCCUGAAGUGAUUUAUGAUCAAUCUGCGGGCACAUACCCCAUCGGAGUCAACAUCACUGGAACCGUCGACGGAAAGACCGGAAGUUACACCUUGUCAUGGACCAAGAACGGGACUCAAGACCAAGAUCUCCUCAUGUUCGCCCUGCCUCACCACACCGAGUCAAUGAGCUACCCCGACCAGAAUGGACUCACGAACCUGCAAAUGAGAACAACAACGAAAGGCAUGGCCACUGCUGUCAAAGGCGACUCAUGGACAAUGACAGAAAAGGACUUGCCUAUCGAAAUGGGUUUCUCACCUUGGACACCCAAAGUAGGAAAUGUUGAUAGAUAUUCUGACCCCGUGUUGGAGGCAGUGGAGAGUUUUGGUGCAGAUGACAUUCGCGAGGAUAUUCUUGGUCAAACCAACGUAAGCAGUGCAUAUUACGAUGGCAAAGCGCUGGCCAAGUUCGCUGCCAUCUGCUAUGCUCUGCAUGACGUCGUCGGAAACGAUACAUUGGCACUGUCUGGACUUCAACCUCUGAAACAAGCCUUCGGCCAUCAUCUUGAGAACAGACAAAGAUGGCCCUGGGUCUACGACGAUAGCUGGGGUGGCGUGGUCAGUGUCGCUUCCUACGAGACCAACAAUCCUUUGGAAGACUUUGGCAAUCCAUACUACAAUGACCACCAUUUUCACUACGGCUACUUUGUCUACGCUGCUGCAGUUAUUGGAUAUCUCGACCCCGAAUGGCUGGCCAACUCAACGAACACAGACUGGGUCAACAUGCUCGUUAGGGACUACGCUGGCUCAGACCUUGACGAUCCUUACUUCCCCUUCUCGAGGGCUUUCGACUGGUACCACGGACACUCCUGGGCCGCGGGCCUCCUAGACUCCAGCGACGGCAAAAACCAAGAAAGUUCCUCCGAGGACACCAUGGCCAGUUACGCAAUCAAAAUGUGGGGCUCAGUAACUGGUGACCAGUACAUGGAAGCUCGCGGUAAUCUCAUGCUCGCAAUCCAAAAGCGUAGCUUCGCAGACUACUACCUCUACUCCUCCGACAACAACGCCCAACCGCCAAAAUUCAUCGGAAACAAAGCUGCAGGAAUCCUCUUCGAGAACAAGAUCGAUCAUACGACGUACUUUGGUGCCAAUCCGGAAUACAUUCAAGGCAUUCAUAUGCUUCCUCUUCUGCCUUUUAGCACCUAUAUCCGAGACUCGAAGUUCGUGUGCGAAGAAUGGGAUGCGUAUUUUCGGGAUCCGGAUGUUAUUGGCGCGGUUUCGGGCGGGUGGCGAGGAAUUCUGAUGGCGAAUUAUGCUAUGUGCAAUACUACGACGGCGAGAGAGGCGUACGAAUUUUUUACAGCUGAUGAUUUUGAUGCGAGCUAUUUGGAUGGUGGCGCGAGCAAGAGUUGGUAUACGGCUUUUGUGGCUGCUUUGGUUGAUGGGGUGAUUGUUUGAGAUGAGAAGAGGAGGGGUUGGGUAAGUAUUUAAAGAUGGGCACGAUACUGACAUACAGGGACGAGGUUUGAGGAGGAUGUUUACUUGGCUGCUUUCGGGAUACAACGUGGCUGCAACUUGUUUUUGGCGUCUGGGGUGUUGACGGAACGAUAGACGGAAGGAUAUGAUGAUACCAACUAGGGGAACUUGGAUAGACGGGGACUUUGACGAUGUUACGAUAACACGAUAUAAUUAUGCAUGUAUGAAUUGUGGGCAAGGGGG